CUGCGAAAAACCUGCAAAAAUGCCGAAGAAAAAGCCCCAAAUCUUCAAAAAGGCCAUGAAUAUCCUCACAAUCUCCAUUCCAAUUCACAAACUGAGAAAACCCAUCAACACAAAUCUCCUCUUAUUCAAAAAGACCCGAAAAAUCAAGCAUCUGAACCUGCUAAAACACCACAACUACUACAUUGGAGCAUACCAGUUCUCUCCUCCAAGCACUCCUCUUUUAAAUAAAACUCCAUUCAAGAAGGGAACCCGCAGGAACCUCUAUUCCAUGCUCUUGCUCUGCAGCUGUUCCGGCAAUUCGAGCGGAGGCGAAGAAGAAGAAGAAGAGCAAGAGGAAGAUGGGUGUGAAUCGGAAGAUCCAACGGUCGAUGUUGGAAGAGAAACCGAGGCGUUGGAUUCAGAGGGAGAAGGCGAAUCGGUGGACCGGAGGGCGGAGAAGUUCAUAGAAAGAUUUUAUGAAGAGAUGAGAAUCCAAAGGCAGGAGUCGGUUAUCCAAUACAUGGAGAUGCUGAAUAGAGGCUCUGGUUGAGCUUGGAAGUCGUUUUUCUGCUUCUAUACACAGAGAUUGUGUGUAUUUGCUUUUGUUGCUGUUGUUUCGUUCCGUUUUCUCUCUGCAGGAGUAUUUUUUAUAGGCUGUGGAGAAAGAGUUUUGGAAUGGGUAGGAUAAUGCUUUGUAAUUUGCUGCUCUUGGAAGGGUGUUUUGGUCAAUAAGAAAUUAGUUUGA
Messenger RNA from Magnolia sinica, 724 nucleotides. RefSeq lists its product as uncharacterized. The transcript has a single exon. NCBI's taxonomy places the organism in Eukaryota, Viridiplantae, Streptophyta, Magnoliopsida, Magnoliales, Magnoliaceae. Bases 20 to 529 code for a protein of 169 amino acids. The record is from RefSeq and is a predicted model, not a curated record.